AUGGAAGUUACUUCGACAAUAACUAAAACAUUUAAAAAAUUUACAAUACCUCGAAGUACAUCAUCAAUGGGUUCAUUUACAACAGCCAAUGGUACAGCUACUAAUCUUGAACAAAAAUUUGAAGAAUUAACAACAAAUCAAUUAACACAAGUUCCACCAUAUAAUGGUCAUUCAUCUUCAAAUCAUAAACAUCCACCAUUAUCUUAUGUUCAACAUAUGCGACCAGUUCAACAUCUUUCACAACAAAAUCUAUCUUUAUCGGAACAACAACAGCAGCAGCAACAACAACAACCAAAACAUCAUAUGUCUGCUCGACCAUUAAGUGGAGAUAUUUCUUCAUUUAUGGUACGUUCAGCAUCGACAGAUUUUCAUCCAUCAAAUGAAUAUAUAUCAAACGAAAACCAAACAAAUAUAUCGACACAAAAAAAUUCGUUUUAUAAAUCAUCAAUUCAACGUGAUAUGAGUUAUGAUAAUAUAAAAGGUUUAACAUUUGAUGAACCAAUAAAGACAAAAUCCGAACAAAAUCCUUCUAAUCGUCAAUCAAUAAAAUCUUUAUUAACGAAAAAAUUUUAUCCCUCAACAACAACAACAAAUAUAAAUAAUGAAACAAUCAAUCAGCCAAUAAAAAUAGAAAUUAAACAGAAAAAACGUCGAACAUCGUUUCGUAAUCUUUCUCAAUUUCUUAAACGUAGUCAUAGUACGAGUACAGAUUUAUCAACGAUUGCAUCAAAUCAUACAUCUACUAAUAAUGAUCAACAACAACAACAACAACAGCAGCAACAACAAAAUAAACUAACGGCUGAUCUUAUUUAUCAACGUUUACAUUCAAAACAAAUGGAUGAUACUGAUUCAUCAUUUAUAACACGUUCAAAUACGAGUAUUAUGUGUAAUGGAAGUGGUCAUGCAUUAGUACCAAUAUCUGAAGAAGAAAAUCCUUUACCAACAAAACAAAUAAAUCGAUUAAGAACGACUAAUAUUGAUGAUGAUGAUUAUUAUUAUGAUAAUACUACUCGAUCAGAUAGUGGAGUGUUAACACACCAACAAACACAGAGAAUUGCACCUAGUCUUAGUUUGUCUUCAUCAUCAUCAUUUAUCUCAGCUCAUACAUCAUCUCCAUCGGGUAUUUCAUCAACGUCGAAUAAGAAUCGAAAUCUUAUUAUAAAUAGUAAUCAAUAUCAACAGCGAGAUGAUCCUAUAAAACCGUCCCAAUCAUCAUCCUCAGUCACAUCUAAUAUAGGCACAGCAUUAUCUGUUCUUGCUAAUAAUACGACUAAUAAACAUUAUUUGACAAAUUCAAUUAGUCUACAUGGUGAUGUUCAUAGUUUAUCAAAUGCUCAAAAAAAUGAUCAUCAUCUAUCAACAUCAGCGAUUAAUGAGGUUGAUUUAUCAUCUUCGUCAACAAAUAGCAAAGAUCGAACUGCUAUUCCACCAACAAUGUCAUUAACAUUUGAUAAUUCAACAAAACAAAUUCCAACACCUAAUGUUGAAUAUUCCACUCAGCAAACAACAAAAGUUAAAUUGCGUGAACAUAGUUCAAAAAAGAGAAAAACCUUACGUGAUCUUAAAUCACGUAUAUCAUUACCACCAGAAUUAAAACAAAGUUUUUCAUUUACAAAACUAAGUUCAUCGUCAAAUAAUAAUAAUCAUAACAAUAAUAAUAAUAAUCAAGCACCAGGUGUAGAUGUAAUAAAUAAAUUAAAAUUAAGUAAACAACUACAACAACACCCACAACGUUCAUCGUAUUAUCAAACAAAUUCUUUAUCAACACAAGCACUUAAUAAUAUUCUACAUCAAUCUAAUUCAUCUUUAUUACGUCUUUCACCGUCACAAUUAAAUACAAGUAUAAAUGGACAAUUAAGUCGUAAUGAACAACGUCUAUCUAUGCUUGAUCUUGGUUUUGGAAAAAUUGAAUCUUAUGUUAAAUUAGAAAAAUUAGGCGAAGGUACUUAUGCGACAGUCUAUAAAGGAAAAUCUCAUUUAUUAAAUGGUUAUAUUGCAUUAAAAGAAAUUCGACUUGAACAAGAAGAAGGUGCACCAUGUACGGCAUUACGUGAAGUGAGCUUAUUAAAAGGUCUUAAGCAUACUAAUAUUGUUAGUUUACAUGACAUUAUAUUUAAUCAAACGACAUUAACACUUGUAUUUGAAUAUGUUGAAAAAGAUUUAAAACAAUAUAUGGAUGAUUGUGCAAAUAUACUUAAUAUAAAGAAUGUUCGUCUGUUUUUAUUUCAACUUUUACGUGGUUUAGAUUAUUGCCAUUCGAAAAAAAUUCUUCAUCGUGAUCUUAAACCACAAAAUUUAUUAAUUAAUGAACGCGGUGAAUUAAAAUUAGCUGAUUUUGGUCUAGCACGUAUCAAAUCAUUUCCAACUAAAACAUAUUCACAUGAAGUUGUUACAUUAUGGUAUCGACCACCAGAUGUUUUACUUGGUAGUACUGAAUAUUCGACGCCAAUUGAUGUAUGGGCUGUUGGUUGUAUUUUUUAUGAAAUGGCAUGUGGUCGACCAUUAUUUGCUGGUACAAAAGUUGAUGAAGAAUUAUAUUUAAUAUUUAAAUGUCUUGGUACACCAACAGAACAAACACUACCCGGUGUAACAACAAAUCCCGAUUUUCAAGCAUUAAGAUUGCCUCAUUAUCAUGGUGAAUCAUUACAUCAUUUAGCUCCACGUCUUGAUCAAGUUGGAAUUGAUUUAUUAGAAAGAUUUUUACGUUAUAACCCACAUGCUCGAAUAUCUGCACAUGAUGCAAUGAUGCAUAAAUUCUUUUCUUGUUAUCCACCUUCUAUAUAUACAUUAGGACCAUUACAAUCAGUACUUGAUUUAAAUGAAAUAGCAUUAACAAAAGAUCAUGGUUCAAAGCUCAUAUCGGCAUCGCUCAUGAAAACCGCCAUUUCAAAACGAUCGAGUGUUCAUCUGUGA
This is a messenger RNA of Adineta steineri, 2913 nucleotides long. NCBI's taxonomy places the organism in Eukaryota, Metazoa, Rotifera, Eurotatoria, Adinetida, Adinetidae. The record is from the annotation of a GenBank genome assembly.